Messenger RNA from Mycena citricolor, 343 nucleotides. NCBI's taxonomy places the organism in Eukaryota, Fungi, Basidiomycota, Agaricomycetes, Agaricales, Mycenaceae. The record is from the annotation of a GenBank genome assembly.
UGUGCCGUCAGCUGCGGAGCGUUGAUAGCUGGCGGGGUUACUCCCCGCGCAUGACCAGCAUUUGCCGGGGUAUCUCGCUGCUUGUGUGUUUUGGAAAGCCGCCGAAACACAGUCCGCGUCAAUUUCGGCGUCCCGCUCUCGGCGGAAUUCUGUUUCACUCCCUAACAGUUGCUAAGUUCCGUCUGUGUGAUAUUACGUGCGUUCCUGCUGCCCAGCUCGUGCGUAGAUGGGCAUAUCGGUGCUUCCCUGAGCGGGUAGUCAUUUGUUAAAACGCCAUGAAAGGAAGUUGCGGGGUUUCGGAUCCAUCAAUUCGGCGAUGAUCAACGGAUUCCAGUUCUUUUUC